UGUCAUUCUCAGCUGGACAUGACUUCAAAAUUAUACUUAAUAUCAAUAAUGGAAAAGAAAGGACAAAUAAUCAAUGUUUGUGCCCAAUUAUGUAUAUAGAAAUGAGAGUGUAUACCCUCUGCAAUGUUAAUAUAAUAGGCAAUAAUGGAUAGUAAUUCUGUUGAUGAAACAACAGGCAAGUGUAGUAGAGACAACAGUAUCAACUUGGGUACUUCACACUCCAGUCUAAAAAGUACAAAAAGUUUAGACAAAUCAAGUUCUGGAGGGAGCCUAAAGAAGGGUAGCAUCCAGUUUAAAACCGAAUCCCUACAACAUGAGACUGACAAUCAAAAAAUUCAUGGAGACGCUUCACUUAAAGUGCCUCAAAAAAUAAUUUCAAAUUGGAGACAAGCUUGUGACAAGACGAAAGAUAAGACAAAGGAUUUGUUAAAAAGAUGGAGAACACUGCCAGAAAUAGAAGCUUUAAAUGUUCCUAAAGCUGAGGAUGAUAGUCUAAAAAGUGAUAGUUACAGGGAGAGUGGAUGGAGUGUUCAUAUAUGGACUACCUGGGUAGACAGGUUCAGUAUUGAAUCACCAGAUGAGCAUAAGGAUUCUUACACAUUGACACCCAUACAGAAACAUAAACUGUCACACUUUUUUAGCUAUUUAUUGGAUCAUGAUCAAGAUAAUCUAGUUUGUGAACAAGAUUUUGAGUCAUUAAUAGAGAGAUUAAGGCAUUUUGCUGAUUGGUCAGUAAAUUCACCAGAAUUUAACAUUUUAAGGGAAGUUGAAAGAGGUUUUAUAUCAUCAUUUUUAACAGACAUAUCAGAUGAAAAGUUUGGCUUUGAACUUCAUAACUUAAAUUAUAUUACCAAAGAGGGAUGGUUACACACAUGGGCAGAAUUAAUAAAAGGAUCCCGAACUCUUAAUGAUUUUCCAAUUUGGCUACAGUUUUUUGUCAAAGUACUGUUUCAAGUGAUCAAUAAAGGAGGGACUGGUAUCAUUACAAGAGAUGAGCUGGCUUGUUUUUAUUCAUCAGUCCUUUGUCUAAACACAGUGAAAGUAGGAGAACUAUUGGAUAUUGCUUACCAAGCUAUGACUUCAAAUGGCGAUCAUCCACUUCAUUAUAGAUCAUUUCGUUUGUGUUUUUCUAAUUAUUUAUUGGGAAGGUACCCAAAUGGUUCAGGGCACUACAUACUAGGAGCCCCACCAGCUGAACAGCCUUCAGCAAUGUUUCCUGUAGAUUAUUCUGCAUUAAAUGCACAGCCUGAAGAUUUAGAGCAAUAUAUUCCUGACCAAAAAUCAAGUAGAAGAAGCGUUGUAGUUUAAAGCGCUUAGCUGUAGGCUUAGGGGAAGUUUUUGCACAUAGAUAUUAAAAAAUCAAAUCGCUGUAAGUUUAACACCAUUGUAUUGUUAUAAAUAUAUUUAUGUUGCAAUUCCAAACGGCACCAAUGUACAAUUUUUAAUAUGAUAUGAUAUAUAUGAUUCAUAUAGGUCUUCGCAGCAUUCAUUAGUGACAUAGGGUUGUUACAGCGUUUGGACUCUAUGCACCUAAGAAAUUUCAAAAACGUGUGCAUCCACCAUCGGUCAAGAAAAUUGUAUUUUAACUUUUAUUUAACUUUAUUUUUUAUAACAAAAUCCGUUCUGAUAAAUAACACUUACAGCAGCAACAAUUAUUGGUUUUGAUGAUCUUAACGCAGCAUUGCUUGUUUUAUGCAUUAUAUUAAAGCCACCCAUAAACUGAUUUCUAUAAUAAAAAUAUUAAACCAUUUUCAUUUUACACAAGUGCACCUUUGUAUAUAAAUGAAAUUCUAAAUAAUAUGUGAUAUUAAAUGUUUUUAUGAUAUGCUGAAAUCUGACUGGACAUUUUGAUGUUCUGUAUUUGAUCCGCGAAAUUAUUAAGUCACUUCUACCUCUUGAUGAUAAUAGGAAUUCUCUUCUAUAGGUAAAUGGUUGUCCAAUCAGAUUCUGUGAUUGUUAUGUAAAACGAUUUUUUCCGUAAGAUUAAGUUGCACAAUGAUAGGCUUACAACAAAUAGUGUUCACAGACAUGACCAAUCACAAAAUUUGACAUAUAUUUGAUCCAAAGUUAAUAUUUAAUUUAUAUAAGACACUAAAAUAUUGUUUAGGGAAAUUUGAAAUCAAAUAGAUAUUAGUUUGGUCACUGGUCUA
Cylas formicarius (sweet potato weevil) is the source of this 2150-nucleotide messenger RNA. RefSeq lists its product as uncharacterized. The transcript is spliced from 6 exons. The record is from RefSeq and is a predicted model, not a curated record. Bases 145 to 1308 code for a protein of 387 amino acids. NCBI's taxonomy places the organism in Eukaryota, Metazoa, Arthropoda, Insecta, Coleoptera, Brentidae.